Molecule: messenger RNA, 574 nt
Organism: Sinocyclocheilus grahami
Lineage: Eukaryota; Metazoa; Chordata; Actinopteri; Cypriniformes; Cyprinidae
Product: gamma-aminobutyric acid receptor subunit beta-2-like
Exons: 4
Coding region: 17-574 (185 amino acids)
Biological process (GO): monoatomic ion transport
Cellular component (GO): membrane
Source: RefSeq, a predicted model, not a curated record
CACCACUGUGCUGACCAUGACCACCAUCAACACACAUUUGCGGGAGACGCUUCCAAAGAUCCCGUAUGUCAAAGCCAUUGACAUGUACCUGAUGGGCUGUUUCGUCUUCGUCUUCCUGGCUCUGCUGGAGUACGCGCUGGUCAACUACAUCUUCUUCGGCAGAGGACCGCAGCGGCAGAAGAGAGCUGCAGAGAAAGCCUCCACAGCCAACAAUGAAAGGAUGAGAAUGGAUCCCAACAAAUGGUUGGUGGGAAAUGUAGUUCAGAGAGACGAUGCUCUGUAUGCCAGAAUGAAACAGAGGGAUAUUGACGCACAUGACUCCAUGUGGGAACCGAUCUUUGUGGAUGAUGCAGCAUUAGGACUAGGCGAUUCAAAAAAUAAGGCACCAGCUUCAAGUUCAUCUCGUUAUCCGAAGGAACAGCUGCCGGGAGGAAUCACAUGUCCAAGUCCUGUCCAGGUGAUUUCCCCAGCACCUGGGCCGUGUCAGCAGAACCGUCGCUCAACCAGUAAAGCACGACGCCGUGCUGGCAAUGCCAAGGUCAUGGGUUUGAUUCCCAGGGAAUGCAAGACCUGA